AAAUUCCACUUUCAUCCUCCUUUAUACGCAAAGGCGUUACUAGCGUGUUUCGCUCUUAAUAAGGGCAUUACUGGAAUUUCAACUGUAGCGUGUCAUAUUCGGCGGGAUAAAUGGAUAUCGGCCCAUGGGCCUUAUUGGCCCACUAAAGUCCAAGGCGGGAAUUUCCGAAAACUCAGGUGGCGGGAAAUUCUGUUUAUACCGAAAAUCCACGUGGCACAUCUGAGCCGGAAGAUACGGUCGUUAAAGCGUCGGGUCUUUGAUUCAUUUUAAUCGUUGCUUCCACAUUAAAAUUCACUUUUGAUUUUGCUCUACCCACAGGAACCCUCGGCGUCCAUGGCGAAAGCUUCUAAGAGCGAAGUUUCUUCAGACGAGGCUUACUCAUCUGAGGAAGAGGCGCAAGUUAACGAUCAGGUGAAUGUGGAGGAAGAUGAUGAUAAGGAGCUCCAGGCCGUUGCUCGCUCGGCGGACUCCGACGAGGAAGCACCCGCAUCUGACGACGAGGUUGUCCCUGUAGAAGAUGACGCCGACGAGGACGAAGCAGAUAAUAAAAAAGCUGAAAUCAGCAAACGUGAGAAGGCUAGGCUUAGAGAAAUGCAGAAGUUGAAGAAGAAGAAAAUUCAGGAUAUUUUAGACGCCCAAAAUGCUUCCAUUGAUGCUGAUAUGAAAAAUAAAGGGAAGUGAGGAUUGAAAUAUCUUCUGCAACAAACCGAGUUGUUUGCACAUUUUGCUAAAAGUGAGCCUUCUCGGUCUCAGAAGAAGGGGAAAGGAAGGGGUCGUCAUGCUUCCAAACUAACUGAAGAAGAGGAAGAUGAAGAGUAUCUUAAGGAAGAAGAGGGUGCUAUACCUGGAUCUGGAGGCACACGAUUGCUCACACAGCCCGCUUGUAAGUACCUAAAUAUUGCUCCUCUUUAUCUGGAAACUAGGAGAGUUCCGCGCUUCGCGCGGGAUUUGAUGAAUCAGUUCUUAUAAAAAAUCUAAUUUUGUGUAAAUUUUAUUUUAUAUUAGCUUGGGUGUGAGUAUGAUUAUUUUAUCUACACCAAAUUUGAAUUAUAUACCUAAAAAUGAUCGAAUUCUUAGUAUUUUUGUUGUUCGAAUCUUAAAUUGUAACUUUAUAGUGUUUUAUGUUUUGUAACAUUAUAAAAUACAUAAAUCCAUCGGAUUCGAUCAAAAGAGAAUGAGAUAAUAAUUUUUAAUACUAUUAUAUUUUUUUAAGAUUUUAUAAAAUAGUGGAGAAUGAUUGAUAUUUUUAUUUAGAAGAAUUCUUUGUCAAAGUUAUUAUAGUUGUUUUGUAGAAUGUUAGUAAUUGAUAUUAUUAACAGUUAUGGUUGUUU
Messenger RNA from Brassica napus (rape), 1331 nucleotides. RefSeq names its product ISWI chromatin-remodeling complex ATPase CHR17-like. Bases 334 to 681 code for a protein of 115 amino acids. NCBI's taxonomy places the organism in Eukaryota, Viridiplantae, Streptophyta, Magnoliopsida, Brassicales, Brassicaceae. The transcript is spliced from 4 exons. The record is from RefSeq and is a predicted model, not a curated record.